UUUUGGCCGAGCCCCGCCAUGCCCGGCGCCGCAGCCGAGCGGGCGGAGCGGCCCCGGCCGGGCCGGCGCUGCCGCUGCCGGGAGCUCCGUGCGGGAGCGCCGCCCCCGCUGCCAUGGCCGCCCGCAGAGUUUGGAGUAUGUGAGGAGCUGCCAGAGGAAUCACUCAUCUUUUAAUUUCUGCUUCAUCAGAUGCUCCUGCCCUGCCCUGUGCCUCCAGGAGUGUGACCCCCCCAGUCCUGGGGCACCCCACAGCUGAGAUGGUGGCCUUUAACUGGAAGGCUCUGGAGAACUUCCCACUGCUGAUGUACAUUUUGGCAGCUAAAACAUUGAUCCUUUGCUUGGCCUUUGCUGGAGUCAAAAUGUACCAGAGCAAGAAAAUUGAGCAGAAACUGAAGAGGGAACGUGAGGAGAAACUGAAAGCAGAAGGAGAGAAGAAGGAUGAGUGAAGAGUGCCUCAGCAUUUUUUCUAGCAUGAUUUCCUCUGAAUGCAUUCAGCUUUCUCACCACUCUACUGGGACAGGACUCCCCAGGACAGACCUCCAGAGAUUUUGCUCCUUUCCUGCCAUUCUCAGACUCUCCCUUUGCCACAAAUUCUACGUUUUGAUGCUGCUGUGACUCCAUGGGCAGCUGGGCAUUUCUCCUCCUGGAAUGGGAAAUUUAAUGGAAGAAAUCAAUUGAAUUUAUGGAAUAAACCCACAAACCCAUCCGAUAAACACAGCAGGUUGGGACAGCUCUUUUCUCCCUUUUGAAAAUCCCACAGGCAAUUUAAUUCUCUGCAAAUCCCUAAAAAAUCCCACAUCACCAGGAGGCUGCCAGGACCUGUCCUGUCCCACAGAACGAGCUCCAGCCCAUGUCUGAUUCCAGUCCCAUCCCAGCCCCAUCCCAGCCCUCUGGGAACUCAGCACAUCACUCCGGGUGUCCAGAGCUACCGAGACAACCCUUGGGGGGCUUGGAAGUCCUGGAAUGUUGCCAAAAAUGUCUGGUGGCUUGACUUUGAUCCUUCUAAAGAAAUGACACCUGAGUGUGAGGAGAUGAGAGAUCUUCAAGUUUGAAUGGUGAAGGGAUGAUAUUCACAGGGUGAAACAUAGAUUUUAAUGCACUGUACAGGGGGGUUUUGAGUGUUGUACAGGGGGGUUUGGAAUCCUGUACAUGGGGGUCAGGAGUCCCAAGAUGGAGGGAUUUGGGCGUGCCCUGUCCUUCUUCUUUUUUCUCCUUGGCAUCCAUGUUCAGGAUGAUGUUGGCAUGUGUGGAUUGGUUCAUGGUGAAGGUGCACUUGCCAACAAGGGUGAAAAGUAUUGGAAAUUGAAGGUAAAUAUCUUAUACGUAGUUUUCACUAUAAAAGAGACAACCGCCCCGUGGGCGGGAGAGAGUGCCCUUGGCUGU
Molecule: messenger RNA, 1383 nt
Organism: Passer domesticus (house sparrow)
Lineage: Eukaryota; Metazoa; Chordata; Aves; Passeriformes; Passeridae
Gene: SMIM11
Product: small integral membrane protein 11
Exons: 5
Coding region: 258-446 (62 amino acids)
Source: RefSeq, a predicted model, not a curated record